CAAAAAUUAAUUAAAUAUGAACAGAACACCUUCUAAUUCUUUGUAUUUGAGAAAUUCUCGUAAUUCAUCUCAUUCACCAAGUCUUUAGUAAAAAUUUGUAACUCCAGAGAAACUUGUGAGAGUUAGUGGUAAUUCUGGAGUAAAGAUAAAUUCAAUUUAAAAAAAUGGAAACCGAAUUAGAAGUGAAGUUGUUGAAACAGUUAACAAAGUAAAAGAACAAUCGAAGUUAUAAGAGUACAUAUAGCAAGAACUUGAAUAUAGUAAUAAUAAUUCUAAUUAUAGAUUAAAUUCCAUAAAGAAACAAAGAAUAAAAAUAGUUAGAAUAAAGAAUAUUAAAAUUACUACUAAAAAAUCAUGAUUUUGAAUUAGAAAUGGAAUUAGUAAGAUAAGAAAAUGAACAAUUAAAGUAAUUACUCAUUGAACAAUAGACAAAGAUGAUUGAAUAAAAUUAAGAAAUAAUGACACUUAACAUCUUAAAAGAUGGAUUUAAAAAAUAUAGCUUUAGUGAUUACUUUUAAUAAUAAAAUUAAUGA
Messenger RNA from Paramecium sonneborni, 533 nucleotides. NCBI's taxonomy places the organism in Eukaryota, Ciliophora, Oligohymenophorea, Peniculida, Parameciidae. The record is from the annotation of a GenBank genome assembly.